AUUCAUCUAUUGGUCAAACCAAGAUUGAGGCUUGGACAGGAUAAGAUUUACACCCGUAAUUACAUACACAAUACAUCCUCUGGCCAAGAAAGACACACUGGCAUGGUGUGUUGUAGGUAGGAGGAAGUGUUUUUGUUGUUCUUCUUUUUCUGGGAUUUUAGGGUUUUGAAGUUCUUGAGAGAUGUCAAGUGGUGGAUGCAGUAUAGUGUGGUUUAGGAGGGAUCUGAGAGUGGAAGAUAACCCUGCUUUGGCUGCAGGGGUGAGGGCUGGGGCAAUCAUAGCACUCUUUAUCUGGGCUCCUGAGGAAGAAGGGCACUAUUAUCCUGGCAGGGUUUCAAGAUGGUGGCUUAAGCAGAGUUUGGCUCAUCUGGAUUCUUCUCUCAGGAGUCUGGGCACUACCCUAAUCACAAAGAGAUCUACUGAUAGUGUUUCUUCUCUGCUUGAGGUUAUCAAGUCUACUGGGGCCUCUCACCUCUUCUUCAACCACUUAUAUGACCCCUUGUCGCUUGUUAGGGAUCAUCGUGCAAAGGAAAUUUUAACGGCUCAAGGCGUGACUGUGCGGUCCUUCAAUGCUGAUUUGCUGUAUGAGCCGUGGGAAGUUGUGGAUGAUGAAGGUCACCCUUUCACAACCUUCAAUGCUUUUUGGGAUAGAUGCCUUAGCAUGCCUUAUGAUCCCGAGGCUCCACUUCUCCCGCCUAAAAGGAUCGUUUCUGGUGAUGUGUCUCGAUGUCCUUCGGUAAACUUAGUAUUUGAAGAUGAAUUGGAGAAAGGAAGCAAUGCACUUCUUGCUCGGGCAUGGUCGCCCGGGUGGAGGAAUGCUGAUAAGGCAUUAACAGCUUUUAUAAAUGGGGCAUUGCUCGAGUACUCACAGAACCGCAGGAAGGCUGAUAGUGCAACGACCUCAUUUCUUUCCCCGCAUUUACAUUUUGGGGAAGUGAGUGUUCGGAAAGCAUUCCAUCUGGUUCGAAUGAAGCAAGUUCUGUGGGCCAACGAAGGGAACAUAGCGGGCGAAGAGAGUGUGAAUCUGUUCCUCAAAUCCAUCGGGCUCAGAGAGUAUUCGAGAUAUAUGAGCUUUAACCAUCCAUACAGCCACGAAAGGCCCCUCCUUGGUCAUCUAAAGUACUUCCCGUGGGUAAUUAAUGAGGCCUACUUUAAGGCGUGGAGGCAAGGCAGAACCGGUUACCCUCUCGUGGAUGCUGGUAUGCGAGAACUCUGGGCAACCGGCUGGCUACAUGAUCGGAUACGCCUUGUGGUAUCUAGUUUCUUUGUCAAGGUUUUGCAGCUUCCAUGGAGAUGGGGAAUGAAGUACUUUUGGGAUACUCUACUAGAUGCAGAUCUCGAGAGUGAUGCUCUCGGUUGGCAAUACAUCUCCGGCACCCUACCCGAUGGCCGUGAAUUAGACCGCAUUGAUAAUCCUCAGUUUGAAGGCUACAAAUUCGACCCGAAUGGGGAGUAUGUACGUCGGUGGCUUCCUGAACUCGUUCGACUUCCAACCGAGUGGAUUCACCAUCCCUGGAACGCCCCGGAAUCUGUUCUUCAAGCAGCUGGUAUUGAGCUAGGAUCCAACUAUCCUCUUCCGAUUGUUGGAAUUGAUGCAGCAAAAGCGAGGCUACAAGACGCCCUUGCACAGAUGUGGCAGCUCAAGGCAGCUUCGAGAGCUGCAAUCGAGAAUGGUAUGGAGGAAGGACACGGGGACUCUACCGACUUAAUCGCAUUCCCUCAAGACAUGCAAAUGGAGACGAACCAUGAGCCCGUUAGAAACAACAAUCCUGCCACUAUCCGGGCUGAUGAGGAUCAGAUGGUUCCCAGCAUUACUUCCUUUUUGAGGGACGAAGAGAGCUCGAUGGAUCUCAGAAACCCGAGCGUGGAUAGCAGAGCCGAAGUGCCCACAACUGAAGCCCAAAUGAGGAACAACACGAGAGGCCAAACCGUCAUGCAAGCAGUUCGAAACAUCAACAUCAACACCAACAACCCGCCACAACCUAAUAUACGCAGAAGGAAUUCUGAAGACUCCACAGCUGAUUCUUCCAACAGCAGUCGGGGCGUUGUCCCAGUAUGGUCCCCCUCGAGCACAAAUUACUCGGAUCAAUUUGCGGGCGAUGACAACAACAACGCCAUUGGCACCACCAGUACAUCUUAUUUGCAAAGGCAUCAACAGCCACAUCAGCUAAUGAACUGGCAACGGUUGCCCCAGACAGGCAGGUGAUUGUUUACUCGUGACACGACAAAAAUCCAGGAAUUGGAGAAUCAAGAUAUCGGGGGUUAACAAGGUCAUUCAGACAAUGAAUCUGCACGUACUCACGCAGUGGAUCGAUCAUGUACUGUACUACUAAGUCUAACCUGAUCAAAACAGUCAAUUUGUGUGUAUAUUAGCGGGUUGGAUUGGAUUGGAUCAGGUGAUUCUUUUUCAUGUUUCUGGUUCCUGUUGUAUCAUAUCGUAGGGGUUCUACUGCAUAGUAUACACAUUCUAUAAGGCCAAAUAAUCAUCAAGUUGGCUCUGGGAGUUCCUGUAAUAAACUCAGGUUUGUGCCUCUUCAUUUUUGGCUUGAUUGCAUAUGUUAUUAUGUGAUCUUCUCUAUCAUACAAUCAUGGGGUAUCAUAGAUAUAGGGGAACAAUGUUUUGACUGCUGUACAUGUGUUUCAACCAAACUGGAAGUUAACGUUUGAUGAAGAACUAUGUGUGCUUGCCA
This is a messenger RNA of Ipomoea triloba (trilobed morning glory), 2690 nucleotides long. Its product is annotated as cryptochrome-1-like. NCBI's taxonomy places the organism in Eukaryota, Viridiplantae, Streptophyta, Magnoliopsida, Solanales, Convolvulaceae. The coding region runs from base 182 to 2206 and encodes 674 amino acids. The transcript has 5 exons. The record is from RefSeq and is a predicted model, not a curated record. Gene Ontology annotation, biological process: entrainment of circadian clock by photoperiod; blue light signaling pathway; circadian regulation of gene expression. Gene Ontology annotation, molecular function: blue light photoreceptor activity; FAD binding; DNA binding. Gene Ontology annotation, cellular component: nucleus; cytoplasm.